Messenger RNA from Spodoptera frugiperda (fall armyworm), 1626 nucleotides. RefSeq names its product homeobox protein 10-like (gene zen). The transcript has 3 exons. Gene Ontology annotation, cellular component: nucleus. Gene Ontology annotation, molecular function: DNA-binding transcription factor activity, RNA polymerase II-specific; RNA polymerase II cis-regulatory region sequence-specific DNA binding. The coding region runs from base 1 to 1626 and encodes 541 amino acids. Gene Ontology annotation, biological process: regulation of transcription by RNA polymerase II. Lineage: Eukaryota; Metazoa; Arthropoda; Insecta; Lepidoptera; Noctuidae. The record is from RefSeq and is a predicted model, not a curated record.
AUGUCUUCACCAACCCCGUCACCACCAAGCCUAGUUACUGAUGAAGAGGACUCUAGAGAUUCCACUGAAUCAGAUAUUUCAAAUUCAAGUAUGCCGAAGUUAGAGACUGUUCCUCUAUCGCAGAGAGAUGACUGUAAACCUAGUGGAGUUACGUCUCAUGGCGUUGAAGACAUAUUAGCUGAAGGUGUCAACUAUAACGUUCACGACAACGUAUAUUCUGAUUGUAAGCCAGAAGAUACAAUAUCUAACGCUUUUGUACAAGAUUAUAACUCAAGAGAUUCCACAGGGUUUAGCAUCCAUGACAUUCUUGGGUUGCAACAAUCCUACAAUGCCAAUUGUCGAGAUGAAUUAGAAUCACGAUAUGAAUAUCAAAUUCCCAAUUACGAAAAUAUCAGCAAUAACUCCAACAACUAUGGUUCUGGAACUGAAGAAGUUGUAUCCGAAGCGUGUGUUGAGAAAACCGACGUCUUCAGUCCAGCUGCGUCGCACCUUGGAAAUCAAGUUGUUUAUACCAGAAACUAUGCUGUCAACGAACUUGUUCGAUACCACGAAAGAAGUAAUUUAAACAACGAAGUCACUAAGGAACCUGCAAGAGAUAUCAAUGAUAUUCAUGACCAUAACUUUUCAACUCAGAAUACUUCCUGGAAUAGUAAGCCUGUAUCCAGUACAGCUGUUGGUAGCUCCGCGUCUUUAACAACAUCUGAAAUGUCAACCGACUCAUCGUAUACGAAAGGUUUUACAAAAAGGGCCCGAACAGCCUAUACGAGCUCACAGCUUGUUGAAUUAGAAAAUGAGUUUCGUGAAACUCGUUACCUCUGUCGACCACGACGAAUUGAACUCGCCAAUUAUUUACAACUUACGGAGCGACAAAUUAAGAUCUGGUUCCAGAAUAGAAGAAUGAAAUACAAGAAAGACAACAAACAUAACAAGCCAUCCUCGUCGGUGGAUGAUAGCAGUCCUUCAAGCUCCAAGGAGAUGUCACCAAAUCGAGAUCACAAAAUGACUCAUGGAAGAAACUGUGGUGGACAUGAUCGACACAGACGUCUCAUGUCUGACAACAACGCAACUCACCAUAAAAUUUAUCUUCAACCGAACGACGGUAUUCCUAGGCCACCAGAAUACACCGCUAUUAAUCCAUUGAAAACAAUUUUAAAAGGGCCACAAAAUACUGUAGAAUUGCCUGCGUAUACACCAAACUUGUCUUAUCCGCCUUACUAUCCAGGAGUACCAAACAGAGCCACUUACUCACCGAUGCCUGAGGUUUAUCGAUACGGCAACGAUGACUCACUGCCACCGAAUUCUAAUACUCUGUCUUCGUUAGCAUCUGAUAGCUACGUGCCGAACGGUGCUAACAUAAAACUAAAUGAUGAUUUAGUAAGGUUUGGUGCCGGGUCAUCUUACUAUAAUCCAAUGCCAAGCGCUGUUAUUCCUCCAACAACUGCAGACACCUAUGGCUUUGCUCCAACUUUACCAUCAGCAUCGAUGACUACUUAUGAUGAAAGCAGAACACCAAACUUGACUUUGGGUCAAGAUCCGUACUUCUCAUAUUUGAUUACUCCGGAUCCUGCAAGUCAACCUCAACCUUCGACUCCAACCAAAUAUUCUACGUCUUAUAUAUCUCUAUAG